Molecule: messenger RNA, 4438 nt
Organism: Amoebophrya sp. A25
Lineage: Eukaryota; Dinophyceae; Syndiniales; Amoebophryaceae
Source: the annotation of a GenBank genome assembly
GCAUAAGAAUAAGCAGUGGUCGAUAGAUACAGACGAGCUAUUGAGUCUGAUCACAUUCCGAAGAUGCCAUCGCCCAACGAAGCUAUCGACAAUGAUGCAGAACGAGCAGAAUCACCAACAUCACCGUCAACAGCUUUUCCAACAGCCGGAGGUGGUGGUGGUGCUUCUUCAUCUACAACCAGACCGGGACCCAGUUCAGCCACUAUCGCGGCGUCGACAAGGAGAGCUCCCGGUAGCUCAGCGCAGUUGUCCUCAUCCUCAACAAGAGGCCGAUCCGGCGACGGAGGACCCGGCAACAUCGCUGCAUCACAACGAACAGCCGCUGAGUACAAAGCAGAUUUGCGGUUGAAAGAAAGCCAGCUGAAACAUGUGAGCAGACAAGUGGCGACAUUGUUGAAGGAUCAUGAGUUAUGGAACCUCACUGGAGCUUACUUGGCAUCUAGUAACUAGAACGUAGAUCUUCAUGUAUUUUUUGCUUGCUGCACCUCCAGGUCACCUCACGGCCCCUGUCUCUUCAACUUUCGAGCUGGUUGCGGAAAAGCGCAGUCUACAGCACAAGUUUAGCGUUCAAACAACGUCCGCACGAGAGGAGAUUGAAAAGCUAACACGGCGAAACCGGAAUCUCAAUGAUAAGUUGACAUUGAGCAAUGUAUGGCAAGAUGAAAGAUGUGCUGAAUAGCAUCUCGUUUUCAGUGUGAUUUGUGUGGGUGUUCAAGUACACUCUUGAUGGAAAGGUUUGAAGCGAUGUGCAGACAAAUGCUCAGGAGAUUCGCAUACCUGCCCUAUCGCCCACAAAUUGAACUGAUUUUGUACCCCAACGAACUGACCCAUUUCAAUUUGAACCGCGCGCGGAACAACGAUGACGUACGAUAGCACAUCAAGUGGUGGCGCACAGUUUGAGCCUGCUGGCAGGAGUAAAGGACCAAGGGAAAUGGUAGGAGUCGGAGUAGGAGGUGCUUCAUCUUCAUCACGGAACCAUUCCGGAACCAGAACGAACAAUGCUACUUCUAAAGGUGUAUCAUCACAGAUGAAUACAAGUAGUUCAACAACUCUGGCACACUCACCAAUAGUGCUGCAGGGUGCGAGAAGUGGAACUCCAACGCGAGCAGGAUCACUAAGCAAUUCAGGUCGACAAAGAAGAAGUGCUUCGCCAGAGCAUACUUCGUAUUACAAAAAUGGUGGAUCAGCUUUGUUUGGGGGAGCAGGAGGAGGGAUAAGAUUAUGGAUCUACUUGUUCAGAGGUGUAAGUAGAUACGGUUUUAUAUCGAUAUAAGGUACUAUACGGGUAAGUAGUAUUCUGCAAUCUCAAAACUCUUCUCCUAAAAUCCACUCUAAUCUCGAACAGCUCACCCGGCGCCCAACGCGCGCAUCUUCUGCAUCAGCAGCAUGUUGCUAAACUUGAGGAUGAAUUCGCGCAGUUGCUUGCCACCCACGAAAAUUACGUACUUCUCUUCACCGAAGUUUUGCGGAAGAAAGAGGAGUUGACAGACAUGCUACGUGACGAGUUCGCUGGGGAGAUGCAGAGACGCGACAGAGAAAACGCAGAGAAGCGUGUCCGCUUACAACGAAUUCAUGAGGAGGAGAAGAAAUUGUUAGAAAGUGAAUGCUCAGCAUUUAUCGCGCAAAGGGAAGUAGAGUGGGAAGAGGAGAAAAAAUCAGCAGCAGCGAUGGCGAAGGUUAUGGACGGGCUUACAGAUGGUUUUCGUUUUGUUGUGUCAGAGUGACAACGUACCUGCAGUUGUAACUAGUAACCGCUCUUGAUGUGGUCUUAGUCGUUCUUUAGCCACUGCCACUGCCAUGGUAGUCAGCUUCUAACACUGAAUGGGAGCGAGAACGAGACGAGGCUAUACGGAAGAUGCAAGGGGAUAGAGAAACGCACCACUUAGAACUGGAGCAUUGGAAACGCAAGCACAGUUUCUACAAAGACAGGUUCGCUGAAGCGGAGAAGGAGCUGAGUGAGCAGAUCGAAGAAGCAAAGAAAAUGGAGCAACUCGCAAAAAAGAGAGCGGAUGAGAUUGAGGUAUGUUCAUAAUCACUACCUCAAUCUCAUCCGCUCUCUUUUUUGCGAGUUGCUCCAUAUUCUAUGAUGUUAAUAAUAACUACCACCGACACGAGCCACCCUCCCACUUCUGACUGCUCUCCUAUUUCUACAACUGGACCCUCUUACUUCAAAUACAGGAACAAAAUCGGCAUCUGAACACACGAAUGGAAAAAAAGAGACAGGAGAUGGUUGCGGAUGCCACUGCUACUGAAAACACGAGGAUGCAAGCGGUAAUGGAACAUGAAAUUGCAAGGGUGAAAUUGGCAUGUGAAAAUGAGAAAUUGGCGUUGAUUAUGGCGAUUGUUGAAGGUGAAGAUGUUGAAGUUGAAGAUGAAGAAACUGGAUUAAUACACAGGCAGAUGACUUUUCGUGAUAUCAGUAACAGUAUAGUUGCGAUUUGGUUUUAGAGAGGUUCAAUGUCUCUGUUCAUCCUAUUGAAGUAGCUCAAUUGUCUCACACUCAGUCUCCGCAACAUCACGUUGUAUCCUCUAACCACACCAACAAGUUCGAGCACGACAAGAUGCUUGCUGUAAACGAAUCUGAGAAGAAGAAAAACGCAGAAGCGAGCGAACGGCUGCGCCAAUCAGAGGACCGCUUGAACGCACAGUUGAAGGCUAAGGAUCAGGAAAUUGUCGAAGUCAAAAAGGCCUUGAAACAUGAGGCAAUGCAGGACAUGGAAAAACGCAGUCAAGAGUGGGAAGAGCUUCGAGAAAAAGAACUGCAAGAAGAGAAGAGAAGGUAUUUCUUCUAUCAGGUAGCUAGUUGCAAGGAGCGAGAUUGCAAGGAGUCAACUGCCAUGAACAACACCAGAAAAAUAGACCGUACCGAGGUGAUUCAGGGGCAAAAUGUGGUGUAUCGUUCUGUUGUUAAUAUGAAGGACAACAUAUCUGAUCCAUAUGCAGUGUUUAUCUCUUCAUCAGGAAAUGAAUUCAAUUAAAAUGGAAUAAUAAGUCAGAAAUUCUUGCAUAUUGGUAAGAAUUUGGAUCAGCUAUUUCUAAUACUAAGUCGUUUCUGACCUAAUUUCUCGUGCUGGUUGUACUGCUUGUCACCCAGCAUUAUUCACUAUCUCAUUCUCACCCCGCACGACAGGGCCGACGAGCAGCGUCGUAUGAUCGAGCGUGAGCAUAUGAUGGGGUUGCAAGAGCUGAAGAGCCAACACGAACUGGCGAUGGCUUCCACGCAUGGCAACCUACUUGAGCAAGUGGAUAGUUUGCGAAAGGAAAGAGACAGUGAGAAGGAGAAGCGUAUCCAAAUUCAGGAGGCCUUUCAAGAAGUGAGACAAGCAAGACAACAGGAGAAUUUACGGUUCUGGUGGAUGAACUUGUUAUUGUUUCUCAGACCCUUUUUGACUCAGACUCUCAGACCCUUUGAACAAGUGGACUCAGAAGCCGAGGCGUUGAUGUGUAACACACAGGAGGCAUCUUGUGAUUCGUUGUGAUCAUUGCAGAAAUUUGCAUCUUAUUGCUCCUCCAGACAUUAAUCGAGGAACUAGAGAACCAAAGUUCUACCCUCACAUGGCCCUCCUCAGACAACGCUACCCUCAUAUAGUCCUUCUCUUUCCCACCAACCUCUCUUUUCAUCCUCCGAGGAAGCCGCUUUCCGAUUAGAGCUGUGGUUUCAGGGCUACCAAUCCGUACGACAUACGAAAUUGGCGCAAGAAGCUUUCCGAAGAGCUCUUUCGUCAGACCCUGCUUCCAGGCGGAUGCCGAGCUUAACCGAGCGGUUUGCAGCACGUCGUUCCGCACCCAUGAUGCCAGGUGGUCCUCCAGCAAGUGGAGGUGCGAUGGGAGCGAUGGGAGGAGGAGGAGGUGUUAUGAGCUUGUGAACAGUAACAAGUUCUUCUUCCUCCGUAACGUUUGUAUAACGUAAAAUGAGGUUCCCUGACAUGACAUGACAUGUAUGGUGUCGUAGUGCUAUCAAUGACUCUCUUGAUCACCAUGAACCACGUAAACAUCUUCGUGUUUGAACGAACUAGGAGGGAAACUUCUGCUCUUUACUCGUACAAAGACUUUCUAAUCCCACUCCUGCUGGCGCGGGUGGCGGAAUGAGCAUGAUGGCUGGCAUGAUGGGAGGCGACGCGAUGAUGUCUGCGCGGUCUGGGAGCAUAGCAGGUGGCUCGACCAUUCCGAGUCCUCGAACUACGGCAAGAGGCUCUAUGUAGUAAAAGUUGAAGGAUUCAGAUUCUGGUGACUGGGGUAUUGGUACGACUUAUGGGUUUUCGUUUUCUUUCCUUUUAUUUGGUAUUGGUUCUAUCGCAUCAUAUUGAUGUUGACUUUUCGCAUACAUGGGACAAUUUUCCAAGAAAACAAGCACGAUCUUCAGGAUUUCACACGCAUAAGUACAUGUCCUCUUGGUCCGCUUUUGUGGAAUCGCACAGAAAGUGAGCAAAGCAUAGGC